AUGCUUCUUCAGGAUUCCCGCAUUGUGAUCCUCGGCGGCGGCCCUGCUGGCCUCACGGCCGCGCGACUCCUCCACAAGCGUGGCCUCUCACCUCUGGUCCUUGAACGCGACGCAAGCCCCUCAGCACGCAGCCAGGGCGGUAGCCUCGACUUGCAUGAGGGCAAAGGUCUUCGCGCCAUUGAAGAGAUGGGUCUCAUUAAGGAGUUUGAAGCGGUCGCGCGCCCACAAGGAGCACGCUAUUCUGUCCUGGACGAGAACGCCAAGGUCUACGUCCAACUCACCGACGCGGACAUGGGCGCCUCCCGUCCCGAGAUCGACCGCACCCAGCUCCGCGCCAUGCUGCUCAACUCGCUCCCUCCCACCUCCAUCAAGUGGGGCGUCAACGUUACGGCCAUUGUGCCCAGCCCCAAAGGUGGAUAUGCCAUCCAGACCAGUGGGUCCGGGACCAUCGAGGCGGACCUCGUGCUGGCGUGCGACGGCAUGAACUCCAAGGCCCGCGCGCUCGUCACUGCCGAGAAGCCGCAGUACGCUGGCGUCUCGUUUGUCCAAGCCACAGUCACCAAGCCGGACGAGAAGACGUUUUUUGCCGAAACUCUCGGCCCAGGUUCCCUGUUUGCGUUGGGAAACGACCAGGCCAUCCUCGGUCAGCGUAAUGGCGACGACUCGAUGCUCGUCUACUACUCCCUCCGAGUACCCGAAGACACCAGCAAGUCCCGUGGUGCGGACCUCACGGACGCGGCCGCCGUCCGCGCCAUGCUCCAGAACGAGUUCAAGGGAUGGGAUCCCCGUCUGAUGGCCGUUCUCGACGAGGCCGACCACUUCGCCUGGUGGCCGCUGUACAGCGUUGCCGCCGAACAAAAGUGGAAUAACACCCACAAGGGACUCACCUUGCUCGGUGAUGCGGCCCAUGCCAUGCCCCCGUUCACGGGCGAGGGCGUCAACCUCGCGAUGCUCGAUGCCAUGGAGCUCGUGGACCAGCUCUUCAAGCACGAUAGUGUCGACACGGCUAUUGCAGAGUACGAGAGUGGAAUGCUGGCUCGCAUGAAGGAGGCCAUCGUCGACGUGCAGGAGAAUCAGGACCGCAUCAUGAGCCCCCAUGGGCCCGUUCCACUUCUUAAGAUGUUCGGCGUGACCGUUUGA
Messenger RNA from Apiotrichum porosum, 1140 nucleotides. RefSeq lists its product as uncharacterized. Gene Ontology annotation, molecular function: FAD binding. Lineage: Eukaryota; Fungi; Basidiomycota; Tremellomycetes; Trichosporonales; Trichosporonaceae. The coding region runs from base 1 to 1140 and encodes 379 amino acids. The record is from RefSeq and is a predicted model, not a curated record. The transcript has a single exon.